Molecule: messenger RNA, 1110 nt
Organism: Exophiala spinifera
Lineage: Eukaryota; Fungi; Ascomycota; Eurotiomycetes; Chaetothyriales; Herpotrichiellaceae
Exons: 5
Coding region: 1-1110 (369 amino acids)
Molecular function (GO): oxidoreductase activity; zinc ion binding
Source: RefSeq, a predicted model, not a curated record
AUGGCUUCCGCUAUUCCCCAGACGAUGCAUGCGUGGCGAAAACACAGAGGAAACAAUGAUCCUGUAAGCCGUCAAUUAACCCAUGACUUCUUGAAGACAAGUCCUGAGUCUCCCGGGCUAGGUAUGGGAGGAAGUCCCAGUGCCAUCAACACCCACAACUGGGUUCCUGUGCAAGAUGUUGGCCUCUGGUGUGAUCACAGCCUCCUGACCAACGAUAAUCAACGACCGUGGUUCCAGGAGAAGUACACACUGGGCCACGAAGGGUGCGGCGAGAUUGUGAGCAUUGGCAAGGAAGCGAAAGGCAAGGGAUUUGACAUCGGUGACAAGAUCGCCCUUCUCGCAGUCCCGGGGUGUGGAAAAGACUCGUGCCUGGAAUGUUCGCGAGAUCUAGCUCAACUCUGCCAGGCUGCCCACCACUCUGGAAUUGGACAGGAUGGCUUCUAUGCUCCUUAUGCGGCAAUCGACCUUCGAGGCGCGGUCCAUCUACCGGACGGAGUCCACCCCAACGUCGCGGCGGUGGCCACAGACGCAGUCACGACGGCAUAUCACGCAAUCACCCGGCGAGGAGAAGUCAAAUCCAGCGAGACGGUGUUCCUCUUCGGCCUUGGAGGUCUGGGGUUCAACGCUCUACAGAUCAUCAAGCACAUCGGAGCUCGAGUCAUUGUUUCUGACCUUCGACAGGAGCGACUGGAUGAGGCGGCGAAGCUAGGCAUCCCCCGAAGCGAUCUCGUGCCGGUCGGGGCGUCUGUGCAGGAGUUUGUCCAGGAGAAUGGGUUGGAGAACAAGAUCGAUACUGUGUUGGACUUUGUCGGGACGCACCAGACAUUUGAGGAUGCUCAACGUAUCGUUCGUCUGGCCGGGAAAAUGGUCUGCAUUGGCACGCUGAACCUCGAAAACACCGUCCACAUGAAGAUAGGGAUCCGGAAACGACUCUCUAUCAUUUUCUCGUAUGGAGGUCAACUUCGAGACCUAAAGGAUGUCCUCGACCUGAUCGCCAGGAAGGCCAUAGAGCCACAGGUCGAGCCAGGACGGCUGCAGGAUUUUCCCACUGUGCUCCAGGAUCUGUGUGACGGGAGAAUCAAGGCCCGCGUGGCUCUUGUACACGAGUGA